AUGGGACCAUCUAGACCGAAAUUCCAGAAGGAUCGCUUGUUAGUGGAUGGUGGAGCAAGCCAUGAGGGUAAUGGAAGAGUUCUCGUUGCCAUCGAUGCCACCGGCGCCGGAGCAUCUUCACUUUCUAUUCGAAAAUUCACCGAAGCCUCAAUUGCAGACUUGGCUUAUAUAUCGAUUCUGUGCAUGCUUGAUGAUCUCCCACAAGCUGGAGAAUCCCGAAUUGGUUUAGCGGUGCCUGAGGCGAAGAUGACGGUGGCUGGUCGGUGGACGGGCUUGCUAGGCCCUCUGGCCGCCACGGUGCUGCUGCUGUUGGGCGGGGCGCGGGCCAUCUCGAAGAAUUUCGUGAACAGCUCGAUGCCAGAAAUGCGGCCUACUUUCGUCGUUAACUUCGACAUGGCCACAGUCAUUUGCCAGCACAGUGAAAACCCUGCGGAUUUGCACUUACAUGAGAUUAGCGUGCUGUGUGAUGGCAAGGACGACUGUUACAAGAAUCCCGCGAUGCAUGACGAAAGUUUUCCGUAUUGUGAGCAGAAGUGCAAUUCGACAUGCAAUUACCGUGGCGCGUGCCUAUAUGAUGGCCAGAAAGCGCAGUGUUACUGUAAUUCUGGAUUUUCGGGACCUACAUGUGAAAUUGUCGACAAGAACGAAUGUCUGCAUAAGCCUUGUCACUGGUUGGCGCACUGUCAAAAUACCCUCGGCUCUUACGAAUGCGCUUGUUUUCCCGGAUUUCACGGCGAUGGUUAUCAGUGUGCAGAUGUCGACGAGUGCUCGAUGGGCCUCUACAACUGUCCGGAAAAUUCGGAAUGUGUCAACUUGCCUGGCACUUACUUUUGCAACUGUACUGAAGGAUUCGCGCCGAAGGGUCUUCCACUGGAAAAAUGCGCCGAUAUAAACGAAUGCGAAUUAAACCUGCAUAACUGUGAAAAGCAUCAAAUGUGCCAAAAUAAGGUCGGCGGCUUCACGUGUGUCCACCGCUGCUCGGUUGGCUACCAGUUUGUGGAUGGCAAGUGCGUCGACAUCGACGAGUGUCGUCUGGAGGACUCCUGCGAUAGGAGGGCCGAAUGUACCAACAUUCCCGGAGGCUACCAGUGCAAGUGCGACGAGGGACUCACCGGGGACGGCAAACACUGUUCGCCGAUUACGGAUUGCAGCCAAAACGAGGAGAUCUGCGACCGACACGCCUUCUGCAUCAAAUCAUUGAAACUGUGUCUCUGUCAGACCGGCUACGUUGGCGACGGAAUCACUUGCAACGAUGUCAACGAAUGCUUAUCGAUGGAGAAUGCUUGCAAGGACCAGAAGGGCGACCGUUGCGUUAAUAUCAAAGGCGGCUACGUCUGCUGUGAAGAGAACGUCGACGACAACCAGUGCAUUCAAGGCAGGUACUUCCGAUGUCGCAGUGGUGUGCUGAGUGACUCAAGGCAAAGCUUUCCAGACCAUGGAGCAUUCUGUGCUGGUGGAUGCGGUUUGCAUGCGAUCUGCUUCAACCAGACUUGCCAGUGCAUGGAGGGUUUUGUUGGUGAUCCACACACAAGAUGUAUCGACGUCAACGAAUGUGAAAUGAACGAGAUGUGCGCCGGAGUGGGACAGUGGUGUGUGAACACAAUCGGUGGGCACAUCUGUUGCUCGCCCGAAAGCAAGGAACUCGAAUGCCAAGGCGUGCAUGUGUUCAAAACACAUGACGGGGAAAUUAUGCUGCAGUACAACAACUCUAUCGGCGACGUAAUAAUUCAACAAGCCGGCUUUUCUUCACGAAACGACUCCGGUGGCGCCAUCAUCACUCGACGCGGAUUCCUGAAAUUCGGUCCAGUUUCACCGAGUUUGAAUGUGAACCGGAGAAACGAACUACUGUGCACGUCGUACUGUCCUGCACACUCGGAAUGUGUCGAUGGAGUUUGCCGCUGUAUGAAAGGAUUCGGUGGUAAUCCGUUAUUUGGGUGUGAAGAAAAUGGGAAAUUGUAA
This is a messenger RNA of Angiostrongylus costaricensis, 1959 nucleotides long. NCBI's taxonomy places the organism in Eukaryota, Metazoa, Nematoda, Chromadorea, Rhabditida, Metastrongylidae. The record is from the annotation of a GenBank genome assembly.